AUGGCUCCCACAAAGAAGACUAUCAACAAGGGCCAUUCUGCCAUCAAUGAGGUAGCGACCAGAGAAUACACCAUCACCAUUCAGAAGCGCAUCCAUGGAGUGGGUUUCAAGAAGCGUGACCCUCAGGUACUGAAAGAAAUCUGGAAAUUUGCCAUGAAGGAGACGGGAACUCCAGUUGUGCCCCUCGACACCAGGCUCAACAAAACAGUCUGGGUCAAAGGAAUAAGGAAUGUUCCAUACCGUACCUGUGUGUGGUUGUCCAGAAAAUGUAACGAGGAUGAAGUUUCACCAAACAAGCUCUACACGUUGGUUACCUUUGUACCUGUCACCACUUUCAAAAAUCUUCAGUUAAUGUGGAAGAGAACAAACUGCUGA
Lynx canadensis (Canada lynx) is the source of this 375-nucleotide messenger RNA. RefSeq names its product 60S ribosomal protein L31-like. The record is from RefSeq and is a predicted model, not a curated record. Lineage: Eukaryota; Metazoa; Chordata; Mammalia; Carnivora; Felidae. The transcript has a single exon. Gene Ontology annotation, biological process: cytoplasmic translation. Gene Ontology annotation, molecular function: structural constituent of ribosome. Gene Ontology annotation, cellular component: ribosome; cytosolic large ribosomal subunit. Bases 1 to 375 code for a protein of 124 amino acids.